AUGCCAAGAUUAGACCAAGUUCAUGGAGGAGGCCCUAGUGAGCCGAAUGUACCAGAGACCCAGCAGACACUUAAAAUGAUUCAAGACCUUUUGAAUCACAUGAUCCAGCAACAGCAGCAUAACCAAGCAAACCAUUCAGCAGAAGAUCCAUCCGAGCGCUUUCUAAAAUUGGUAAUAAUGAUAAGGAACCUAGGACUUCGCAAGUUCAAAGGAGACUUGAACACGGUGUUUGCAGACGCGUGGAUAAAAGAAUUAGAAACUAACUUUGAAAUGUCAAGAUGUUCGGAGGAGUUUAGAAGACCGAUUGUGGUUAACUUCUUAGAAGAGGAUGCUCGUGCAUGGUGGGAUAGCGUAGUUCCUCGUUAUCGAUUUCAGACUAUAUCAUGGGAGAUAUUCUGGAGGGAGUUUGAGCAGAAGUACUUUCCACCAGAGUCGCGUGAUCGAUUAGAGAAUCAGUUCCUGCGACUGAAACAAGGUGAUAUGACUGUUCGAGCCUAUGGAAGAAUUUUUACAAGACUUCAGAGAUAUUUGUAUCAAGAAAACGAUGAUGAGUUAGCCAUGGCCCGGAGAUUCUUUAACAGACUCAGGCCAGACAUAAAGGGAAGGUUGCACGCUGUGACAUACCAAAGUGUCGCAGAAGUGGAAGAGAGAGCGGUGAGUGUUGAGGAGGCCAUCGAGACGGAAAAGGAGAUUACGGCUCAGGAAAGAAAGAAGGAACCAGUGCAACAGGAAGGUGAAUCAAGUAGCAGGACGAAAUUGGGGCGCAGGCCGUGGGCACUAUGCGACCUCAUGUCCAUCAAAGCCGACCAAACAGAACGUCCAAACUGUGAACCGUGCCCAGACAGUGCAGUAAGUGAAGGAACCCCCAGCGAAGAAGUAGCAACCCCAGCAAAUGUUUUUGCUUUAGGAGUAGAACCACCUAAACUUCCACAGGCAGCAAAAGGCCCUAUAACAGGAACAUUACUUGUUGGUGGUAACCCCACACAUGUAUUGUUCGAUUCGGGAGUAUCCAAUAGUUUUGUGACUCCCGAAGUGGCUAACAAGUUCGGAGACUUGUGUGAGGAGGUAGAAGUGAACAUCAAUGUCUACACUGCUAGUAAUCAACCGCCUCUGAAGACAAGAAGAUGGUUCAAGGAAGUGUCGAUAGUCUUGCAAGAUACAAACCUCCCGGUAAAUCCUCUAGUGAUGCCGUUAGAGAGAUUCGAUGCUAUUUUGGGAAUGGAUUGGUUGUCGGAGCACCAAGCCCAUAUAGACUGCAGCAGGAACAGAGUUUUAUUUGAAAAUGGAGGAAGGACACCUCUAGUUUUCAAUGGAAUUAGCCCGAGUAAGACGGCCUACUUCGCAUCGGCAGCAAGGAUUGGAAGAUCAUUCGAUGAAGAUGAUGUUUAUCUAGUCAAUCUUACCGCUAUGGGAGGAGAUGACAAAGAAGGCAUGAAAGUUGAGGACACCGCCGUAGUCAAGAACUAUGAGGACGUAUUCAGACCGUUAGAAGGAUUGCCUCCACCAAAGGAACCAUCCUUUUACCAUAAAUCUUGA
Molecule: messenger RNA, 1536 nt
Organism: Camelina sativa (false flax)
Lineage: Eukaryota; Viridiplantae; Streptophyta; Magnoliopsida; Brassicales; Brassicaceae
Source: RefSeq, a predicted model, not a curated record